CCCUAACCCAAGUAGAGGGAGCGUUGCCUUUUUAUGAGUGACUUAAAAUGAGGCUUUGGGACAAGAAGAUGCUGGGUACUUUGGGUGACUAGCGCCUUUCUUGCUAUUCUUUUUUUCUUUGAAACUCAUGAGCCUUAGUUAACUAGUCCAUUCUUUCAUUCCUGUUUCUACUAACACUGUGACUUGGGUGGAAAGGGGAAUUCCUUUCUUUUCUAGGUCCUUAAGCCCUCUGCUAACGGUUCUGAGAGCAUCCCUGAGCCAGGGUUCUAGGAGAGUUUGGCCUGUCUGAACUGCUGAACUACGAAAUAAUGGAAUGCUGCGCUGUCCUGAGGCCUCGACCAUGCCAGCAGUCAAAGAGAACCCCUGAAGCUCUUUUGGAUGAAGAAGCAUGCAGGGCACCCUCAGACACGUCGGGGCCCUCAGACUGUCCUCUGUGGAUGGGCGGACACUCCUGGUGUGCAGCUUGGUCCUGGCAGCAGUGUGGGGCCAAAUGAAUUUCACAGGAGACCAGGUUCUUCGAGUCCUGGCCAAAAAUGAGAAGCAGCUUUCACUUCUCAGGGAUCUGGAGGGCCUGAAGCCCCAGAAGGUGGACUUCUGGAGGAGCCCAGCCAGGCCCAGCCUCCCUGUGGAUAUGAGAGUGCCAUUCUCUGAACUGAAAGACGUCAAAUCUUAUCUGGAUUCCCAUGGCCUUGCUUAUAGCAUCAUGAUAAAGGACAUCCAGGUGCUGCUGGAUCAGGAACGGGAGGCCAUGGCAAAAUCCCGCCGGCUAGAGCGCAGCACCAGCAGUUUCAGUUACUCCUCUUAUCACACCCUGGAGGAGAUCUAUAGCUGGAUCGACAACUUUGUAACAGAGCACUCAGAUAUUGUCUCAAAGAUUCGGAUUGGCCACAGCUUUGAAAACCGGUCCAUUCUUGUCCUAAAGUUCAGUACAGGAGGCUCCCAGCGUCCAGCCAUCUGGAUCGACACUGGAAUCCACUCCCGGGAGUGGAUCACCCAUGCCACGGGCAUCUGGACUGCCAAGAAGAUCGUCAAUGCCUAUGACAAAGACCACAUCCUGACAAACAUACUGAACACUAUGGACAUCUUCCUAGAGAUUGUUUCCAACCCAGAUGGGUUCGCUUUCACCCACAGCAUGAACCGUCUGUGGCGAAAGAACAAGUCCAUCCGACCUGGAUUAUUCUGCAUCGGUGUGGAUCUCAACAGGAACUGGAAGUCGGGUUUUGGAGGAAAUGGCUCUAAUGACAACCCCUGCUCAGAAACUUACCAUGGCCCUGCCCCGCAGUCGGAGCCUGAGGUGGCUGCCAUUGUGAAGUUCAUCACCACCCAUGGCAACAUCAAGGCUCUGAUCUCCAUCCACAGCUACUCUCAGAUGCUCAUGUACCCAUAUGGCCGCUCUCUGGAGCCUGUUUCAAACCAGGAGGAACUGUACAAUCUCGCCAAGGAUGCUGUGAAGGCGUUGCACAAGGUCCACGGGAUCAAUUACAUCUACGGCAGCAUCAGCACCACUCUCUAUGUGGCCAGUGGGAUCACUGUAGACUGGGCCUAUGACAGUGGCAUCAAGUACUCCUUCAGCUUCGAGCUUCGGGACACCGGGCGCUACGGCUUCCUGCUUCCAGCCACACAAAUCGUCCCCACAGCCCAGGAGACUUGGCUGGCGCUCCGGACCAUCAUGGAGCACACCCUGAAUCACCUCUACUAGCCACACAACCAGGCGAGAGCAGGAGGGGCUGACCUUCUCGCCAUGAUCUGGGGGCUUCUCCUGAACCCCAAGUUGUAUACCCUCUUCCCUUGCCUGUGUCUUGAACCCUUAGGAAAUAAAAUACGACUUUUAAUGAA
Molecule: messenger RNA, 1836 nt
Organism: Erinaceus europaeus (western European hedgehog)
Lineage: Eukaryota; Metazoa; Chordata; Mammalia; Eulipotyphla; Erinaceidae
Gene: CPA5
Product: carboxypeptidase A5
Exons: 12
Coding region: 389-1699 (436 amino acids)
Biological process (GO): proteolysis
Molecular function (GO): metallocarboxypeptidase activity; zinc ion binding
Source: RefSeq, a predicted model, not a curated record